AUCAGAAUACUAUCGUCGUCACAUGACAGCGACGGGCCUUCUGCUGUGAACCAAGCCACCGACUUGGUACUGAAAGCUUUUAAUAUCGUUUACAGAUCACUGUGCCUGUGAUCGAUUUCCGUCAUCCUGACGAAAAACCACUUUAGUAGUUGCUCCAAUUGUUCAUACGAGGUGUGGAUUAACAUUUGGUCGUACCUUUUCCCGAAGCAUAGUUACUAUCAGUAGAAAUACGCACAAAAGUCGACGAUGAAGCUGCAAAACGUACUUGGCUACACCUUUACAGGCCUUGCCUCGGCGGCUGUUUUAGUCUCAGUUCUAUUUCAUGUGUUUACUGGACGUGGUGAACGAGUCAGCAUUGGAUGGUUUUUGGAAAAUACAUCUCCUUAUAUGUGGGCUUGUGUGGGAAUAGGUCUCACUGUUGCCCUUUCUGUUGUUGGUGCUGCUUUGGGUAUUCAUACAACUGGAGUAUCAAUUAUUGGAGGAGGAGUAAAAGCUCCUAGAAUCAAAACUAAAAAUUUGAUAUCAGUCAUUUUCUGUGAAGCUGUUGCCAUUUAUGGUCUCAUUACAGCUAUUGUUCUAUCUGGCAUGCUUGAAGAAUUUAAAGAAGAAGAUAUUAUCAAUAGUUAUGAACUAAAAUCUCAAAAUUAUAUGGCUGGACAUGUCAUGUUUGGUGCUGGAAUUGCAGUAGGGUUUGUAAAUUUGUUCUGUGGUAUUGCUGUAGGAAUUGUUGGUUCUGGCGCAGCACUUGCUGAUGCUGCUAACGCAGCUCUUUUUGUAAAGAUACUCAUUGUAGAGAUUUUUGGCUCUGCUAUUGGACUUUUUGGGCUGAUCGUAGGUGUUUACAUGACUUCGAAAGCCAAAAUGGGAGUGGACGUCAAGUAAAUAAAUUUCAUGAUAAUUUCGUUAGAAGUAUUGUCACACAUCUUUAAAAAUAAUUGUUAAUGUUCUUUAAAAAAACAAAACGUUUUUCAUUACCCUUGUAUCUUUUAAAAUUACAUCAUAAUUUUAUUAGGAAAAGCUAGGUCUCAACCCAUAAAGAAAUAAUACUAAAAUUUGUUUUUGAAAACGUGACAUUGUUGAGUGAAUGAUCUUGAGUGCAAAACAUAUAAGUAAAAAUGUGUAAAAACUAUAUUUGGUUUUCUCAAAUUUAACAUAAUGAAUUAUUUUGAGAUAAAUUAUCAACCAUGAAACAAAGCAGUGAUCUUAUUGUACCAUCAUUGCAAAUAAUCAUUAAUGUAAAUAUUGUUUAUGAAUAUAUGUUGUUCCAAAAAUUUUAUCGAGCAUUAAUUUUUUCUCCAGAUUAACGCAUUGAAAUGACUUAAAAAAUAGUUGCUAAAAUACACACAAAGUAUUGUACACUUAAAAUUGAUUCAUAUCAAUAAAAUGAUUGAGCUUUGUCUUAUAAAAUUUAA
This is a messenger RNA of Trichogramma pretiosum, 1412 nucleotides long. Its product is annotated as V-type proton ATPase 21 kDa proteolipid subunit-like. Gene Ontology annotation, biological process: proton transmembrane transport. The record is from RefSeq and is a predicted model, not a curated record. The coding region runs from base 247 to 882 and encodes 211 amino acids. Gene Ontology annotation, molecular function: proton-transporting ATPase activity, rotational mechanism. The transcript is spliced from 5 exons. NCBI's taxonomy places the organism in Eukaryota, Metazoa, Arthropoda, Insecta, Hymenoptera, Trichogrammatidae. Gene Ontology annotation, cellular component: proton-transporting V-type ATPase, V0 domain.